This is a messenger RNA of Colletotrichum lupini, 339 nucleotides long. RefSeq lists its product as uncharacterized. The record is from RefSeq and is a predicted model, not a curated record. The transcript has a single exon. Bases 1 to 339 code for a protein of 112 amino acids. NCBI's taxonomy places the organism in Eukaryota, Fungi, Ascomycota, Sordariomycetes, Glomerellales, Glomerellaceae.
AUGCAACCCUGGCUGCUCAUGAUUGGUUGCCGCGUCGUGAAUUCCAUUUGCGAACCGGGUGGAAUCGUGGGGCCUCUUUUUCUCUCUCUCUUCCUCGGGGAAGGAAGUCGACCUUCGGAGAGUGUUGGGCAUUCCCACUUUUUACCUGCCCCUGCCCGCCCCCCGUUCCAUACUGCGCUGGUUGGGGCCUCUUUUUUUCUCAAUUUUCUCAUUCUUCUAUUGCAUUUGCUGCUGCUGCAGCUUCCCUGGCAGAUGCAGACGUACGGAUACAUAUGCGGACGACAUGGUCUUUUUGGCCCAAUUCAGAACCUUUGCGAUCGGAUACCACGCUCGAGGUGA